This is a messenger RNA of Stomoxys calcitrans (stable fly), 2134 nucleotides long. It is a transcript of the gene Pen, whose product is annotated as importin subunit alpha. NCBI's taxonomy places the organism in Eukaryota, Metazoa, Arthropoda, Insecta, Diptera, Muscidae. Gene Ontology annotation, cellular component: cytoplasm; nucleus. Gene Ontology annotation, biological process: NLS-bearing protein import into nucleus. Bases 14 to 1582 code for a protein of 522 amino acids. Gene Ontology annotation, molecular function: nuclear import signal receptor activity; protein binding. The record is from RefSeq and is a predicted model, not a curated record. The transcript has 5 exons.
CUUACCCCACAAAAUGAGUAAAGCCGAUCCUGGUAGACAGAAUGCUUAUAAAAGCAAUUCCAUCAACACAAAUGAAUCUCGUCUGCGACGCCAUGAGGUUACCGUUGAGUUACGUAAAUCCAAGAAGGAGGAUCAAAUGUUCAAACGUCGUAACAUCAAUGAAGAUGAUAUUACCUCCCCCCUCAAGGAAUCCAAUGGUCAAUCUCCCGUACAAAUGACUGUCGAUGAAAUUGUUGCUGCCAUGCAAAGUGCCGAUCCAGAGAGACAAUUCACCGGCAUGCAGGCAGCCCGUAAAAUGUUGUCCAGAGAACGAAAUCCUCCCAUUGAUUUAAUGAUUGGCCAUGGCAUUGUACCCAUAUGUAUACGUUUCCUACAGAAUUUUGAACAUCCCCUUUUACAAUUUGAAGCUGCCUGGGCCCUCACCAAUAUUGCCUCCGGUACAUCUGAUCAAACACGUUGUGUCAUUGAGAACAAUGCCGUGCCACACUUCAUUGCUUUGCUGCAAUCGGAAAAUAUCAAUUUGGCUGAACAGGCAGUUUGGGCCCUGGGCAAUAUUGCUGGCGAUGGUGCUGCUGCCCGUGACAUUGUCAUACAGAAUAAAUGCAUUGACGGCAUCCUAAAUAUGAUUGACCUACGCAAAGACAUUCCGAUAUCAUUUUUACGCAACAAUGUCUGGUUAAUGUCGAAUCUUUGUCGCAACAAAAAUCCCUCACCGCCAUUUGAGGAAAUUAAACGUUUGCUGCCUGUGCUUUCGCAACUAUUAUGUGGUACAGAUAUUCAGGUUUUGGCAGAUGCCUGCUGGGCUCUCUCCUACGUAACGGACGAUGAAAAUAACAAAAUUCAAGCUGUUGUUGACACGGGCGCUGUACCACGUCUGGUUGCGCUAUUGGGCACAGAUGAACCUGCCAUUAUUGUGCCAGCAUUGCGUAGUGUUGGUAACAUUGUAACUGGUACAGAUCAACAGACUGAUGCCGUAAUUGCUGCGGGCGGUUUACCUAAGUUGGGACUUUUAUUGCAGCAUUCCAAGAAUAACAUAGUAAAGGAAGCCGCCUGGACUAUCAGUAAUAUAACAGCCGGAAAUCAAAAGCAAAUUCAAGCUGUUAUUGAUGCGGACAUUUUUGCUCAAAUACGCAAAGUGUUGGAGAAGGGUGAUUUCAAAUCGCAAAAAGAAGCUGCCUGGGCUGUUACCAAUACAACUACAAGUGGCACACCUGAACAGAUAAUCGAUUUAAUUGAGAAAUAUCAUAUACUGAAACCAUUCUGCGAUUUGCUGGAUGCCAAGGAUCCCCGCACUAUUAAGGUGGUGCUUACAGGCGUAUCGAAUCUCUUUGCCCUGGCCGAGAAAUUGGGAGGCACCGAAAAUCUCUGCCUAAUGGUCGAGGAAAUGGGAGGUCUCGAUAAAUUGGAAAAUUUACAGCAACACGAAAACGAAGAGGUCUAUAAGAAGGCCUAUGCCAUUAUUGAUGCCUACUUUAGCAAUGGCGAUGGAGCUGAAGCAGAAUUGGCCCCACAAGAGGUGAAUGGAGCGCUUGAAUUUAAUGCAACCCAAACGAAGACCCCCGAGGGUGGUUUUACUUUCUAAAACAAAUGUUACAUUUAUUGUCGAAGCCUUAUUAUUUUCACUUUUCACCGUUCACCCACCUUUCAUUCCCCGCUACAGUUUGCAGUCUGUGCAAGCAAUGGAGAGCUAAUAAAGCAAUUACGCCAAACAGAAGUAGAGCUUCUUUGUCGCAUCUGUUGUCUGGGUGCAUGUCAACGUCAAUUGCUUUAUUAGUUCGCCAGUGUCACAACACUUGACUGUAACUAAAAUCAAGCCAUAACAUUUAAUUAUUUAUAAGAGCCUUGAUGUUUCUCCUUUUAUAAAAUCAUUUAUUUUUUAUUAUUAUUGUUGUGUUAGAAGUGUACUUUAGGCACCCGUGAAUAUUUCAUUCCAUUAUUGCUACUAAAUAUCCAUAUACAUCUACACCCUGUGUCAUAUAUAGAAAUUGUGUAUUAUUGAUUUCUUUUUUUACCUGCAUGCCAUUCGAAUCCUUUUAGAGUUAUUUUUUAUGUUUUUUUUUUCAGUACCAUACAUAUUCCGAAAAUUAUUUAAUAAUUAAAGCAUUUCGAAAUUAUAUAUGUGUAUAAGAUAAAA